CGACUUCACAGAGCCUUUUUCAACUCCGGCCACUCUCGCCGGUCGUUUCAUGCAGCCGCAGUCCAUGUCGAGCGCACCUAUUGUCAGACCGCAGGCCGGCGAGGAGGUCAGUACGCGGCUGGCAUGACUACCCAUUAGCCAAUCAGAACGCUCGUACUGUCAUUGCCAUAUAAUAAAGCAUAGACAUAUAUGUCUAUGUAAUAAAGAAGCACAUCAAACUAAAGGCACAAAAUGCUUUCGAAGCUAUAAUCCAAACAGUGACGUCAUAUCAAAUGCCGGAUGGAGGUUCAGGACCGCAAGAAUGAAAAAAGAAAAGAAAAAAAGGACCGCAAGAAUGGAACACCAUGGGCGUGUCGCGGGCGACUCGUUUCUCUACUACGCUGAAAAGGAAAGCCAUUCUUUAAUCUACACCCCAUUUGAAUUUUUUUAUGUUUUUCUUUGCCAUCCCAGUUUUGUGCUUAAUAGUUUAGCAUAAUUUUCCUCUUGGACUUCUUGAAUGCACCCCAAACUUGAACGCAUUGAUCAAAAAUACAUCUAAUUGGAUGUUGUGAGCGAAGCCAUUCGUUCACCAAGCGGGUGUGAUUCAUAUUAUUUGACUAGUUAAAACAAAAUAGUUUAUAUUUUGGCAUAUAUAACAAGUAAUCGUAUUCGGUUUGUGAAGGAAAUCGGUAACUGGAAUGUAACACAUGGCAGCAGUUAGCGUUUCCAAGCCGCUCUGUCAUCCGUGCGCUUACGAUGAGAAAUUCAAAGUUGAGCUGCACGUGAAGAGGCCUUUGGUGCCGGUCCAGCUCAGCCCGCAGCAGGUGGGUCUUGAGAUGCUGUGUCUCUGUGGACAGCUGGACCUGCUCAUCAGAGCACAGGUACAUCAGUUCCAGGAGCAGCUCAGGCUAGACUGCAGCCCAGAGGAGUCAGACACAUUCCAGGGUCAGGGAAGUGACAUAAUUGACCUGAUGUUCCAUUUCCUUGAACAUCUGCCUAAGCCUCUACCUCAGCUGGAGGACUACUUGGACAUAGUAGGGCUGUCUGCCAUAUUUCCAAGAGUGGAAGUGUUCCUCCUCCAGGGUAGCCCCGUGGACAUGCUUGAGAAGCCCCUAAUGGAUGAGUACUUCUGUCACAUCUCCAGGCUGAACCAGCUACUUGUGCUUAGCCAGCAACUGCAGGAGGACAUCAAGCACCUAGGGAGCCACAAAUACAUCACUCACCAACUUUCAGUUAUCUAUCAGGUCAUUAGUUCUUUCAAAGGCAUCCAGCCCUUGUGGGUACUUAAGAAAGACAUUGAGAGGAACUUCAAACAGCUGAAGUUGUCCUUGGUGACAGAGGAAGGUUCAAGACAAGAGCCCCAGUUGUCUGCACACUACAUCAGCUGGAUACUGGAGGUAAUGGAGACAAUAACGUCCACUGUGUCCUCUUUACCUGAGGAGCUGAUGGAAGACCUGAAUCCAGCCUUGACCUUCAUCUCCCAGCUUUCCUCCUAGUCAUCUGGCCAACACUUGUCUUCCUCUCUGCCUACAUAUCCUAUAGCCUACAUAUCCUUGUAUGUCCCCUCCACCCAGCCCUUUUCCUCCACAGGCUGCUCUUGUUUUCUGUUGGAACAAACAAUAAGAACGCUUUUUGUUAGGCACAGGCACCAAAUUACCCCUUUCUGAUCUUUACUUUACCAAACAUCUCAAAAGAGAGUGGCAGGCGUACCUUUAAAUUUAAAGCCCCCUCAGACUGGAAUAACCUACCAGGGUCUCUAAGAUCUAUCACUUCUUUGCACUCCUUCAAAAUAUCCCUUUAUAAUCACUUACAAGCAAAUUAUCGCUGUAAAUGUUUUGCUCAUGUUUGACUGGACUUU
Molecule: messenger RNA, 1837 nt
Organism: Hypomesus transpacificus
Lineage: Eukaryota; Metazoa; Chordata; Actinopteri; Osmeriformes; Osmeridae
Exons: 8
Coding region: 687-1475 (262 amino acids)
Source: RefSeq, a predicted model, not a curated record